Megalobrama amblycephala (Wuchang bream) is the source of this 4299-nucleotide messenger RNA. RefSeq names its product tRNA methyltransferase 44 homolog (gene trmt44). The coding region runs from base 346 to 2325 and encodes 659 amino acids. The transcript is spliced from 11 exons. NCBI's taxonomy places the organism in Eukaryota, Metazoa, Chordata, Actinopteri, Cypriniformes, Xenocyprididae. Gene Ontology annotation, biological process: tRNA methylation. The record is from RefSeq and is a predicted model, not a curated record. Gene Ontology annotation, molecular function: metal ion binding; tRNA (uridine) methyltransferase activity.
UAAUAUAUAUUAAUAAGUAAUCAGUAAAUUCUAACAGAAAGAAAAUGAAUGUGCUAUGUUUUAGUUAAUAUUUUAUAAUACUAUUUUUCUUUAAAUUAAUAAUAAUAAUUAAUAAAUAUUAUAUCAUUACGUCCACGGAGGGGGAGCUGGACGUCAAGCAGCCUCUCAUGCGAGAUGAAAGCUUCACAGUAGGUGGCGGUAAUACUCGGACAUGAAACAAGAAGAAGAAGAAGAAGAAGACGAUAACAUCAGCCAACCGGUUUAAUCGAUGCUGUGCUCGUGGUUGGAGUGGACAUUAUUCUAGUAAUGUUGGACUGUUUUUAUAUACGUUAUUGAGGUCGAAGCAUGUCGAAGUCUUCUGAAAUAAACAUGACGGAAAAGCGCAGCGCAGAGAGCCUGUGGUCCGCUGCUGACGUCUGGAUCAAGAAACCACAUGUAGUAAACAAGAGACUGUGUGGUGUGACAGUGACAGACUACAGGGACGUGGACUCUGCGGGAUUAAAGCAGGUUUUAUCUGGUCUUCUGGGGACCAAUAUUGAGAUGACUGAUAUUUGUGUGUUUCUUCACGCCGAUGUUGUGGAUGAGGAGCAUGAAACUGCAGGACACUGGUGUGUUGGAGUAAGAACUAUUAUUCCCAAAGUGAACAAAACAGGAGACUGCCUGUUCAAAGAGGUUAUCGUUAAAGAUAUUGUUGGAAAUGCAGUGACAUUUAUCCCAUUUGAAGUGAAUGGUGCGGGACAGGUUACUCUCAAGAGCAGUAAUGUUUAUAAAAUCCAGCUGCAGUUAAAGCCAGAUGAAUGGAAGUUGUGUCUUCAUGUUUUGAGGCCUGAGCAUUGGUACAAUGAUGGAGUAGCUUACCCUAAACUCUCCUGGCUCCAUUCUGAACUCCUACCUAAACUAUCACGCUGGGCUCUGGAGAGCAAGGCCAGUGAGUUUAAGAGCACCCUGUCCCUCAUACCUGUGGAGAAAUACAGUAUUCUCUACCAGCAGCUGAAAGAAAAGUACAAAGCGUUAGUAAAGGUCUGGCCUGAAGUUACUGAUCCAGAGAAGUUUGUGUUUGAAGAUGUUGCCAUUGCCACAUAUCUGUUGGUCUUAUGGGGUGAAGAGCGUGCUGAAAACGGAACAACAACCAAACAGUCCUUUGUGGAUCUCGGCUGUGGAAACGGCCUCCUGGUUCACAUUUUAAACAAUGAAGGGCAUCCUGGAAAGGGCACUGACAUUCGCAAAAGGAAGAUCUGGGACAUGUAUGGGCCUGGUACUCACCUAGAGUGCCUCCCAGUGUUAUUGCACUUUCAGCCAAUGAUGAAAUGUGGCGGCUGCUCUCAUCUAUUUCAGGAAAAUGCCAUCACACCCAGCAAUGGCUUCCUCUUUCCCACCACAGACUGGCUGAUUGGAAACCACUCAGAUGAGCUUACCCCAUGGAUCCCUGUAAUAGCAGCCAGAUCAUCUUACUCAUGCCGUUACUUUGUGCUUCCCUGCUGCUUCUUUGACUUCUGUGGGAAGUACCAGCGCAGACAAUGUAAGAAGUCUCAGUAUAAGGAAUACAUUGACUUCAUCACAGAUGUCAGCACAGUGUGCGGCUUCCACACAGAGGAGGACUGUCUAAGGAUACCCUCCACCAAACGGGUAUGCAUAAUAGGCAAAGGUAGGACAUACAGUGAGGCCGAAGAGGCUAUGGUAGAGGAGCGGCGAUAUGAUUAUAUCAGGGGGCGUGAGGCCUUAUUCACAAGCUCAGGGGUCAGUAAGAAUGUCAAUCAAUGUGGCCAUGAUGGACCUCACAGUGACAAUGGACAGGAUGUCUCAACCCCUGCCAAUGACUGGGUGAAUGGCUUCCAACCGAGAGAAAAGACAGAAGCUGUUAGGAACUGUUCAGCUCUUCCAAGGGAUUUUGUGGAUGCAGUGGUUCUGAGGGUGGCAGAGGCAUUGCUGAGCCUGACUGAGAAAAAUCUAGAGAGUAGCGGUUGCGGUGAUGCCUGGAACACGGGAGGCAGUUUGUUGAUUAGUGAAGUAGUCAACCUCCUGGACCAGUCUACUCUCCAAGCACUAAAGAAAGAGUGUGGUGGUCUCCAGACUCUACUGAAAAACAGUCACCAAGUGUUCAGAGUGAAGGGUGGAAGGGUCUUUAUUCGGGACUGGAGGACGCAUACACCAGCUCAGAGCUCUAGAGUAACCUCCAAGCGCAAACCCCUUCCCUCAGGUGCCUUGAAAACCCGACUCUGCUGGUUCCACACCCACCAUCCCCACGGAUGCCCUCUGUCCAGUGAGGACUGUGAUUUUGCUCAUGGUGAGACUGACUUGAGACCCUCCACAAAACCCCAAAGAUGAUUUGGACCUGAAUGGAAGCUUGUUUUGGCUUUAUUAAUAGCAUUUGACCUGACAUUUUGAAAAAGAAAAAAACCUCAAAUAUUUUUACCUAUCCGAGGUACAGCCUUUUUCUUAAACAUUUAGUUGUUUUUUUUUUUUGUUUUUUUUGAAAGUAACAAUUUAUUUCUGUUGUAUAAGAAACAUAUCAAAUGAACAUUGCCAAACCUGUCCAGACUUUGUCCAAUAAAUCCAAAACAUGUGUAAUGAGAUCCAUCGACUUCCAUCGCAGGAAAUCCCCCCACUGGAGCAUAAAAAGGCUUUUGUUGAGAGAGGCCAUGUGCUGUGUAAAUGUUAGGAGCAUGAAUAAUUUGGAGGGCCAUGUGGGUGGUUGGAACCUCUGUGGGUCACUGCCCCUCUUCUCAAAUGUCAGCGGACAGGAUGUUCCUCUCAGACCAGUGUGGGUAAAUCGAGGUCAGGGUCUCUACUGGGUGUACAUCAUAGAUGCACAUUGAUAUGUUUGAUUUGAUUCAAACAGAACAAACAUUAGAUUAAUCAGACAUCUAUUUACUAAACUCAAAAGGCAUCAUGCCGAACAUCACCUGUUCAAACAGGAAAACGGUUCUAAUUGCAUCCGCUCGUCGGAGAAAGCGUUAAUGGCAGUACAAACUGACGGUAAUAUCUAUGGACUUUUAAAGGGUUCAGCCAAAAAUGAAAAUUAAUUACUCAAAAGAACACAAUUUAUCACUUUACAAUUAACAAAAAAAUUAAUCUCCAACCCACUUUUGCAAUCAUAAGAACUUACAUCACUCUGCUGUACAAAUUGCCCUAUCCACCUUAUUUUUCAACGCAGAAGUAAGGUGUUUCUGUGAAUGUGCGAGACUUUCGAUGUAUUAGGGCUAUAGGGAAAUAACCAGAACAAUAUCAAAGUGCAGUAAACUGUAAAACUGUUUGCGCUACAAACCAGCAUUUAUAAUUAUGACAAUACAUUAAAAUUACAUUGUAAGAAAUAGCAGUUUGCAAUAUCAAGCAGCAUAAGGAGCUGUUUUGUACAGCUAAAAAUAACUGGAAGCAAAUGACACCAGAAACCAAACACAUUAAGUUUACAAAUGGCCGCUCCCGCUCUUACCUGAAAAAUAAGAUAUCAGCUCAAGAAAUAAUACAGCAGGGGUGCAAAACUCCACCUGUGCUCUAACACACAUACCUGUAGUUUUCAAAUAAGCCUGAAGGACUUGAUGAGCUGCAUCAGGUGUGUUUAAUUAGGGUUGAAGCUAUUCUCCAGGAGCUGUGUUUAGCAUAGUGUCAUACUCUCUCAUUUGUCAGUGUUUAAUUUUGCAAAGGGGCACAUUUCUGUUUAGCCAAAGUGAGCGAAAAAGGCUCAUACUUGUGUGAACAGUGCAGAUAACUUCAAAUGGAGCCCUUCAAUGAUUGCAGAUUUGCUCCAUUUAAUGAAUACAAGAGACAAACCAAACACUGAAUAGAUAGUGCACAGGACUAAACUAUGUACAUAAUAGAUUUUUGCCUUUUGUUUCAUAAAACAUUUUAUUUUUUUGCUGAUUUUUAAAGUGGCAGGUACUAUCUACACAUUAUACAUAUACGUGAAAACUUGAAUAUCUUGGAAAUGGUGGCCAAUCAGUUGUUUUACUGGUCAUAUUUGAUUUCAGAAUACAUAAUAAAUAGCUCAUUUAGACCAAAUUGUAGACUAGUGUAUUCAGACAGACAAGAAGGUCUAUGGAGAAACAAAGUUUAAUUAAAAUUCAUGUCAGUGGCAUUGAAAUGUUGCUGGAUGGGGAAGCCAUUUUCUUUAUUUUUGUGAAACUGGUGAUGUGAGCAGUGGAAUAGUUUUGACGAAAAGGUUUAAAAGCAUCAGUGAUGGUAAAUAAAAGGCUUUUACAUGUCUUUCUUCCCUUUGAUUUUGAGAGUGCAUAUUUUCUGAUGUAUAAACAGUAGUGUGUGAUUUAAAUAUUACCCUGAUGUAAUAAACAGUGAGAGAAUUUA